GCAACUGCCAUAAACCUUACCUUCGAAAAGAAUGCUAUGAUAAUCACAACCACUACUACUAUGAUACACAAUUGAGGAAAUGUGUACCCUUUGGAUGGACCGGAUGCAACAAAAAUGGAAAUGACUUCCGGAGCUACGAGGAAUGCAUAGCAAAAUGCGGAUCGGU
Trichobilharzia regenti is the source of this 166-nucleotide messenger RNA. The record is from the annotation of a GenBank genome assembly. Lineage: Eukaryota; Metazoa; Platyhelminthes; Trematoda; Strigeidida; Schistosomatidae.